AAACACCAAAAAUUAUAACUCAAAACGAAUCUUCACUAAUCAAAUUAUUCAAAGCAGGAAAAAUAAUGGCUCAAGCAGUGACUUCGAUGGCUGGCUUACGUGGCGCAUCUCAGGCCGUCCUUGAAGGAAGUCUACAGAUCAAUGGCUCAAACCGUUUGAAUAUCUCAAGAGUCACGGUUGGGUCUCAGAGAACCGGACUUGUGAUCAGGGCUCAGCAGAACGAGUCAGUACCAGAAAGUAGUCGCAGAUCAGUGAUCGGGCUCGUGGCGGCUGGUUUAGCCGGUGGUUCAUUCGUUAAAGCUGUUUUCGCCGAAGCUAUUCCGAUCAAAGUUGGUGGUCCUCCACCUCCUUCCGGUGGCCUACCUGGAACAGAUAACUCAGACCAAGCAAGAGAUUUUUCAUUGGCAUUGAAAGACAGAUUUUACAUACAACCAUUGUCACCAACAGAAGCUGUAGCUAGAGCCAAAGAAUCUGCUAAAGAGAUCAUUAACGUUAAGUCACUGAUCGACAAAAAAGCUUGGCCUUACGUUCAGAACGAUCUCCGUUUAAGAGCAUCGUACCUACGUUACGAUCUUAACACCGUUAUCUCCGCUAAGCCUAAGGAAGAGAAAAAGAACCUUAAAGAACUUACCGGCAAGCUCUUCGAAACCAUCGACAACUUGGACUAUGCGGCGAGGUCUAAGAGCAGCCCUGAUGCUGAGAAGUAUUACUCAGAAACUGUCUCGAGUUUGAACAAUGUUCUUGCCAAGCUUGGUUAAUGAAGAAAGAUUUGCUUUGUAA
Messenger RNA from Arabidopsis arenosa, 780 nucleotides. The record is from the annotation of a GenBank genome assembly. NCBI's taxonomy places the organism in Eukaryota, Viridiplantae, Streptophyta, Magnoliopsida, Brassicales, Brassicaceae.